AGGUGUUCAGCUCCACUUCCCUCAUCAGCUUGUUCGUCCCACGGGCAUCCUUCGUCUGCACGUUUGUAGCCUCCAUCUACCACUCCAUCACCCUUUGGAAAUUCCUGGCCUUGAUUCGUGAUUUCUUCGGCGGUUCAGACCAAAUGCUCCAGCGGCUGGAGGGGCAGAGAGUUUCUCCGGACCCGUUUCCGUGUUGCUGCUGCUGCUGUCUUCCUGAGAUCGCCGCCAGCCGGUCAAACUUACGAUACAUGACAGUGGCCGUGUACCAACUGUCUCUCAUCCGGACCAUCCUCUUUUUUGUCACCCUGAUCCUUUGGACUGAUGAGAAAUACGACUACGGAGAUGUGGGCUACACCAACCCCAACUCCUACAUCAACGCCAUCAUCGGCAUCUCCACCUUCCUCUCCUUCUACGGCUACCUGCUCUUCUACAAGGCCACCAAGCCAGCCCUGGUGGGCUACAGCCUGCGCUCCAAGUUUGUCUGCAUCAUCUUGGUCCUCGUCCUCUGCGGCCUGCAGAGCGGGAUCUUGGAGACGAUGGGGGCUGUCGGAGCCAUCCCGUGCAGCCCGCCCCUCUCCCCUGACACCCGCUCCCAAAUGAUCUACUAUUACUCGUUGGCUGUCGAGAUGUUCUUUAUCAGCGUAUUUGCCCGUUACUCUUUCCGAAGAACCGAACCGCAGUCGAAUACGCAGCCGGUCUCCCACCCCUGCGCCUCCCAGACCGAGAUGGCCGCAUCCAGCUGUUGCAGCUCUGGGGGAAACACAACCAUGGAGCAAGUGAAUGCCGGUUUCCUUUGCGACGAGGCUUUGUGUACGAUCGAGCACUCCCCUUUGGAUCAGUUUGAUUUCAGCACGGGGGAGCCGGUGGACAAACGGCGAGAGAGCUGGAGCCUGAGCCACCCACAGAUGGGGGCACUGAGGGGCAAGGAGCCACAAAUAAUUUUAUCGCAACAAACAGCUGGGACUGAAUCACCGUCAACAGGAACCCAAGGCCAGACUGUCACAGUGGAUGCUGAGGGGGUCACUGUGGUAUAAGCUGCGGGCUCACAACAGAUCUAUCAAUCUGUAGACUAUGCCACCAUAAGAAUGUAAGAGAAGCUAUGUUGGAUCAGGCCAAUGGCCCAUCCAGUCCAACAUUCUGGGUCACACAGUGGCCAAAAAACCAGGUGCCAUCAGGAGGUCCAUCAGUGGGGUCAGGACACUAGAAGCCUUCCCACUGUGCCCCCCCCCAAGCACCAAGAAUACAGGGCAUCACUGCCCCAGACAUAAGAACAUAAGAGAAGCCAUGCUGGAUCAGGCCAAUGGCCCAUCCAGUCCAAUGUUCUAUGUCACACAGUGGCAAAAAAAACCCAGGUGUCAUCAGGAGGUCCACCAGCAGGACCAGAACUCCAGAAGUCCUCCUACUGUUGCCCCCCCAAGCACCAUGAAUACAGAGCAUCACUGCCCCAGUCAGAGAGUUCCACCACUACCCUGUGGCUAAUAUGAAAAUGUAUAAGAACGUUUUGAAUGUAUGUUGGAGACGCGAACAAAAGGGGCAUUCUAUCAUUUAUGGGGGACGUGUUACAAAGCCAAAUUUCUUUGGAGACAAAUACGUUGAUUAAACCAGAAGAUUCUGAAGACUAAUAUAAUUGUUGAAACCAUCAGGGCUUUUUUGUAGCAGGAACUCCUUUGCCUAUUGGGCUACACCCUCCUGAUGUAGCCAGUCCUCCUGGCGCUUCCAGUAGGCCCUGUAAAAACAGCCCUGUAAGCUCUUGGAGGAUUGGCUACAUCACGGGGUGUGGCCUAAUAUGCAAAAGAGUUCCUGCUCAAACCCCCCCCCCCCGGAAACCAUAGUUUUUUUCUGUUGGGACUAAUGGGCAGACAUCUAGAAAAAAGUAAUGGAACUUUUAUUUUUAUAUACGAUGACAACGGCAGCGAGACUGUUAUACACAAAAAUGAGAACGUUACACUACCCACAAUAGAGGAGCGAUUGGUGAAGAUAAAGAACUUGCAGAGAUGGCUAAACCUACUGCUAUGAUUACAGAAAAGGCAUUACCUACAUUUAUUGUUAACUGGAAACCCCUUACAGAGUUUUUUGCGUGAAACGGAAAAAAAAUGAAAUGAUGAUGUGUGGAUUUGAUGAUUAAGGGGUGGAAAAAUUAGAUAACAGAAAAAGGGAGCUUUUAUUUGUAAUUAGAGUGUGAAGUUUGCAAUUUUACUUGUAUUGGUUGUGGAGAAAAUCAGAAGUCGUUUCUUUAUUUUUUUCCUUCUCUUCUUUUCUUUGUUUUCUUCAAUUUUGCGUUUCUCUUUUCUGUUAAGUGCCCGCUGUUAAGUUUUUAUCUUUUGGUUUAAAAAAUUCAUAAUAAAAAUUAUUUUUUUAAAAAAGAAA
Molecule: messenger RNA, 2367 nt
Organism: Heteronotia binoei (common prickly gecko)
Lineage: Eukaryota; Metazoa; Chordata; Lepidosauria; Squamata; Gekkonidae
Product: organic solute transporter subunit alpha-like
Exons: 5
Coding region: 144-1034 (296 amino acids)
Biological process (GO): transport
Molecular function (GO): transporter activity
Source: RefSeq, a predicted model, not a curated record